GCCAGGGUUCAGCGCGAGCUUCCGUGCCGCUCCUCCAGCAAGGGACCCAACCGCGAGCAAGCGCUAUGUUAUCGCGGUCCAGAUGUGCAUACCGGACGCUUGGUCGUUCUCUGUCUGCGGUGAGCCAGGCCAAUAAUGUGCUUGUGCGGCAAAGUGUAUCAGGCAUCUCUGGCCACAGCAGACUACUUUACAGGAAUUCUCAGUCAUGUGAAUUUUUCUCAUCAGCGAAUGUCUUUCACAUCAGAUACUUCAAGACCUCUGCUGUUCACAGAGAUGAGGUAGUCACAGUGAAAACGCCUGCAUUCGCAGAGUCUGUUACAGAGGGCGAUGUGAGGUGGGAGAAAGCUGUGGGUGACUCAGUGACUGAAGAUGAAGUGGUAUGCGAAAUUGAGACGGACAAGACCUCAGUGCAAGUCCCUGCCCCGGCAGCUGGGAUCAUUGAGGAGCUGCUUGUGCCUGAUGGCGGGAAGGUAGAAGGAGGGACACCGCUCUUCAAACUUCGAAAAGGAGCUGCCGCUGCCAAAGCUGCAGAAGCACCAACUGCUGCAGUAGCUCCUCCACCACCACCACCACCUCCACCUCCUCCUCCUCCAUCUUCAACCCCUGUUGCCAUGCCUCCAGUGCCACCACAGGCUGCCCCGGCCAGACCCGUUUCUCCUGUCAAGCCAACUGCUGCUCGUCCUGCACCAGCUCCUCCAACAGCAGGAAGCAGAGGAGAAAGCAGGGUGAAGAUGAACCGCAUGAGACUGAGGAUCGCUCAGAGGCUAAAGGAGGCUCAGAACACUUGCGCCAUGUUGACCACCUUCAACGAGGUGGACAUGAGCAACAUUCAACAGAUGAGGACGGUCCAUAAGGAUGCUUUCCUGAAGAAGCAUGCCAUCAAACUGGGUUUUAUGUCUGCAUUUGUCAAGGCUGCAGCUCAUGCCCUGACUGACCAACCUGCUGUCAAUGCUGUCAUUGAUGAUACAACCAAAGAGAUCGUCUACAGAGAUUACGUUGACAUCAGUGUUGCAGUGGCAACUCCAAAGGGGCUUGUUGUGCCUGUGAUACGUAAUGUGGAGACCAUGAACUUUACUGACAUUGAGAAAGCCAUUAAUGCAUUGGGAGAAAAGGCUCGUAACAAUGAGCUAGCCGUUGAAGACAUGGAUGGAGGCACCUUCACCAUCAGCAAUGGUGGUGUGUUCGGCUCCUUGUUUGGUACACCCAUCAUCAACCCCCCACAAUCGGCUAUCCUGGGCAUGCACGGCAUCUUCGACCGACCUGUGGCUAUCAAUGGAGAGGUGGAGAUCCGGCCCAUGAUGUACGUGGCAUUGACAUACGACCACCGGCUUGUCGAUGGCAGAGAGGCAGUCACUUUCUUACGCAAGAUCAAAGCAGUGGUGGAAGAUCCACGAGUUCUGCUUUUGGACAUGUGAUGUUUCUGUCGACACAGCACUCUUUUUAAAGAUAGCUCAGCUGCAGAGAGCGAGCUCCACGACAUGAAAAAAACGCACAAAUUGCCUACACAACCUCUAUUGUCUUUUGUUCAGACUACAUGUAGAGCUAAAACUUAUCACAUUAACAGAUAUUCACUAAAAUAGGCCUUGGCUAAACCCCAGCAAAUAAUCUUUUUGUCUUCUAUUUUUAGUUUAUUUGCAGCAUUUUAAUUCAGCAAAGAGAGAUUUACAUUUAUUGCACAGAUGCUGACAUAAAACUGGCAUACAAAGGUUCAAAUGGUUAAAGUAAUUCAUACAUAGGUAUGCUAUUUCAGGAGGGCUUAUGAAACACUAGAUACGUAAUUGCCGCAUCCUUUUAUGAAAGUUGUGAGACAAAAAAGCUUUUCCAUGCAAAGUUGGCUGCAUGACUGACUCCCCAGCUCAUUAGUUGGCACUUCUGAACCACCUUUUCCACAGCAGCGCAACAAAUUAUUUCAAGAUGUUUUUAUAAUGGCAACACAAGAUUAAAAGAAUUCCUUGGUUUGCUGCUAGUCCUUGUUAUGAGCAACAGUCUGAAGAAACUACAACUUGUCUGACUAGUUCAGGUAUAUUCUUGCUUCACCAGUCACUUGUGUUCAGUCUUUUAUAAAAAAUGAUAAUAAUAAUAAUAAGCCUUCCUUGAGUAGACUAUCUUUUUAUAAACUGUUAUGAGCAUUUAGUAAAACUGACACAUGAACUCACUUUAAACUGAACCUGUACAAAACAACCAAACUUUUUUUUUAAUGAUGUAAACCAUUUAUUGUUACUUUAUGUUGGGAUUAAUGUUCAAUACGCACAAUUCUGCUGCAGGUCAUUAUGUUUAGCUACGAGGCUGGAGAACAUUUGCUUUGUGCUGUCCUAUAUAUAUAUAUAAAUAUAAAAUACUUGUAUCUAUUUAAAGAAUCAUUUUGAAACAUUAACAUCUCAAGAGUUUUAUGUUCCUAUACUCGGCUUACACUUUCACCUUUGUACAUACAGUAUCACUAUUACCCAAUGAAUGGCUCUCCAAAAGUGGGGAAAAAAACUAUUUUAAAACCAUCUGGACCAAUCCAUUAAUCUGGAACAAUUCUUAAUCAGAUAACCUUUUUUGUGGCAUCUAAAGACAGAGUUUAAUAUGGUUUGGUUCCAGCUUUUUAAUGCAUAUUUGUUUUUUCUGAUCAUAAAUUAUCUUGCUGCAUGAUGAAGGAUCUCCCAAUCAGUUUGGGUGCAUCCUUUGUUUCUGUAGACUUCCGAGUUCAUUUCUGCUGCCAU
This is a messenger RNA of Cheilinus undulatus (humphead wrasse), 2705 nucleotides long. RefSeq names its product dihydrolipoyllysine-residue succinyltransferase component of 2-oxoglutarate dehydrogenase complex, mitochondrial-like. Gene Ontology annotation, cellular component: oxoglutarate dehydrogenase complex. The transcript has 15 exons. NCBI's taxonomy places the organism in Eukaryota, Metazoa, Chordata, Actinopteri, Labriformes, Labridae. Gene Ontology annotation, biological process: tricarboxylic acid cycle. The record is from RefSeq and is a predicted model, not a curated record. Gene Ontology annotation, molecular function: dihydrolipoyllysine-residue succinyltransferase activity. The coding region runs from base 66 to 1415 and encodes 449 amino acids.